Colletotrichum phormii is the source of this 1660-nucleotide messenger RNA. RefSeq lists its product as uncharacterized. The record is from RefSeq and is a predicted model, not a curated record. The transcript has 3 exons. Lineage: Eukaryota; Fungi; Ascomycota; Sordariomycetes; Glomerellales; Glomerellaceae. Bases 1 to 1416 code for a protein of 471 amino acids.
AUGGCAUCAACGGCGCCAACCCCGUUUACUUGCACCUUUUGCUUCCAGCCCUCGGACGGCCCCUCACACGUCAUCGGCCGUGAAGCCCGCCUGAGCUGCUCGCCCUGCUACGCCGCGCUGAUCGACCUGGCCAUCUGCUGGGUCUGCGGCGAGAUUGUCUACCGCGGGGACGACUGCCUCAUCUAUCGAGGGGUGUCUGUGCUGGAUCUCUUUGAUGAGGGUCGCGAUGCUGGUGGUGGUGAUAGGAAGAGCAUGGCUGGCAGGGUUGCUGGGACGGAGGGCAAGGGGAAUAUGAAAGAGGUAGAGGCGGUGCCGCUUUGUGCUUCUUGUUGCGUUGGUACGGAGGGGGAGGAUGUUGUGCAGAAGGGCUUGAGGAGGGUUGAGAGGGUUGAUGGUGGACUUGGUCGCGCGAGAUGGGGUGCUGGCGAGGGUAGAGCUGGGCAGUUGAGGAGGGCCCCGGCGUCUAUCCGGUCUCUCAGCCCAGACUCGUCAUCGUUCCGCAGGAUAGGGGACGGAUCCCAUGACGAGAGUAGAGGGUAUCUCGCGACGCCACCUGCCGAGCCUGCGAUAUACGUCUCCAUCAACGAUCCCAUCGGCCAACCUGCGUUCAAACCAAGUCCGACGAAGCCCAUACCGGUAUGGAUGCAGCCUUUCCGGGGCAUUGAGCAAGUAGCCAGAGAAGAGCAAAGAGGAAUCCUCGCGUCUCAUCCUCUAGCUGGCCUCUCGCAGACCCCAGCGACAUCAAUAUCCGGGACCCCUUCGAUGAGGUCGACGAAUUCACUUACACCGACCAUCAGACCAACCACGCCGGUAUGCUCCACCUCCCCGCCGCAAACACCGCCUAGGUCUCGUUCGAUUUGGAUACCGUCUGAGAUUCGACGAGCACCUCCCCUCUCGUGGGUCAGCAAUGAGCCCCUCAAGCGGCCCUCUUCUCGAUUUGCAUCCCGACUCGAGAAGUCGGACACGACGACCUCGUCGGGUUAUGUCACUCCGCCAGAGACGCCCUCUGAGCAGCAGGCGAGGUACAACACCCCGCCGCCACCGCCGCAGCUACGGCGUGUACGACCGCAGAGUCCACUGGUACCUGCUCGCGUCCCACGGCGUCACGCCGUACUUCGAACGCCCCCGCCUCAGUCAUCCGAGUAUCUGGAGCGGUACAACCCCAUCCGGUCCCCGUCGCCGCGACCGCGGAUCACACGGCCUAUUAUGACAGCAUUCAGUCCACCUAGUCGUGCCAGGGCUAGCUUGGCGGUGUCAAGGAACACAGAUAAUGCGACUGAGGACGAUGGUAGUAGUCCGACUCCGGUUCCGAAUCAGAGCACGGAGAGGCUUCUCUCGGAUGGGGCCGACUCGCCCGGCGAAGCAGGGAAGAAGAGGAACCUGCAUGCUCUACGGAAGCUGUUCAGUGGGAAGUAAGAGAGGUGGCGGCGCAAACAUGCCAGAUGCCAGAGAUGGAGUAGCACUUGGGCAAGUAUCCUUUACCACUGAUGAUAGUGCGGAAUGCGGGAAACCUUCAAGAAUAGAAUGUAUCUUCACCAAUAGAGACAUCAAUACUAGUCUCUUCAACGAUGUGGGAUCUUCCCAGUGCGUUGACAACAAAGUCCAAUGAUGAAGCACAAGUAUCCAUAAUCCAGCUGGCUGGUCCAUCGUCCCUCUCAUA